AUGCCUUGGACCAGACCCCAGGUGGAGCCCCACGAGAGCGUGGACCAGUACCCCGCCGACCACCACCACUACGAGGGCUCCCUGUUCCCCACCUCCACCCUGGUCCCCGUCACCGUCAUCUGCAUCCUCAUCUUCGUGGUGGGCGUGGCGGGCAACACCAUGACCAUCCUCAUCAUCCAGCGCUUCAAGGACAUGAAGACCACCACCAACCUCUACCUGUCCAGCAUGGCCGUGUCCGACCUGCUCAUCUUCCUCUGCCUUCCCUUCGACCUCUACCGCCUCUGGAAGUACGUGCCCUGGCUGUUCGGCGAGACGGUGUGCCGGCUGUACCACUACAUCAACGAGGGCUGCACCUACGCCACCAUCCUGCACAUCACGGCGCUCAGCGUGGAGCGCUACAUCGCCAUCAGCUUCCCGCUGCACUCCAAGGCGCUGGUGACGCGCCGCCGCGCGCAGUACGUCAUCCUGGCCCUCUGGGGCUUCGCGCUGGUGUCGGCCGCGCCCACGCUCCUCCUGGUGGGCGUGGAGUACGACAACGCCUCGCACCCCGACCUGAGCACCGGCCAGUGCAAGCACACGGACUGGGCCAUCGUGUCGGGCCAGCUGCACAUCAUGCUGUGGGUGUCCACCACCUACUUCUUCUGCCCCAUGCUGUGCCUGCUCUUCCUCUACGGCUCCAUCGGCUGCAAGCUGUGGAAGAGCCGCAUGGAGAUGCAGGGGCCCUGCGCCCUGGCCCGCGAGAGGGUCCACCGGCAGACCGUCAAGAUCCUGGUGGUGGUGGUGCUGUCCUUCAUCAUAUGCUGGCUGCCCUACCACAUCGGCCGGAACCUGUUCGCCCAGGUGGACGACUACCACACCGCCAAGCUGAGUCAGGACUUCAACGUGGCGUCCAUGGUGCUGUGCUACCUCAGUGCCUCCAUCAACCCGGUGCUCUACAACCUCAUGUCACGCAAAUACCGCGCCGCGGCCCAUCGACUCUUCCUCCUCCACCGUCGCCCGCGGCGUCGAGAGCUCUGUGGCCAGCCGCAGCUCAGCGCCAUCGACGACAUCACCACCCUCCACGAGACGCUGACCGGCGUCUGAGAAGAGAUUGCGGUUCAUUUGAAACGGCUGCUUUUUGAUGA
Gadus chalcogrammus (walleye pollock) is the source of this 1124-nucleotide messenger RNA. RefSeq names its product motilin receptor (gene mlnr). The coding region runs from base 1 to 1083 and encodes 360 amino acids. The transcript has 2 exons. The record is from RefSeq and is a predicted model, not a curated record. Gene Ontology annotation, molecular function: G protein-coupled peptide receptor activity. Gene Ontology annotation, cellular component: plasma membrane. Lineage: Eukaryota; Metazoa; Chordata; Actinopteri; Gadiformes; Gadidae. Gene Ontology annotation, biological process: G protein-coupled receptor signaling pathway.